CAUUACAUCAUGUUUGUGAGAUCUAUUAUGUGAUUCCACGAAGUAUUUUUACUAUCUGUAUGUCUCUAAAGACCUUUAAAUAUACUUUUCUUUUAAACUACUGCUAUAACAAAAAAGUUUUCGUGCAUUUUAAAUCACGUGUUUAAUGCAACAACAAAGAGGAAAAACGUCCACACAGAAGAUCCAACAGCGCCACCCAGUGGUUGCUGACUUUGAUGAGGAACCAGAAGGAUCCUUCUCAAAGACUGCGGAGGUUCUGGAGUCUCAACAUGAUUGGCAACCGCUUUGUGGCUCUGUUCGUUUUAUACUUCACAGCUGGCUCUGGGACCACAGUGUAUGACGAGUACGAUGACUUUGUAGAAGACUACGCUCCUCACCUAGACUACAACCAUCCAAACUGGUGCCAUUCGCCGGGUCUGACCAAUGGAGAGGUGACCUGCCGCUCCCCUCGAGGCCCCGCCUUCAGGAGCACGCUGGGCACCCGCUGUGAGAUGAGCUGCGACCGAGGAUACCGGCUGCUGGGGAGGAGCUCCAUCGAGUGCCUCGCCAGCAGGCGCUGGUCCGGCACCGCCUACUGUCGCAAGGUGCGUUGCCAUCUGCUGCACCUCAUUCCACACGGCAGGUACACCUGCACCCAAGGCUUCGUGGUGGACUCCAGGUGCGACUUCACCUGUGACCCCGGCUAUCGCAUCGCGGGGCAACACUCGCGCACCUGCCAGCGCAGCGGCUCCUGGAGCGACGCACAGCCCGUGUGCGAAGAUACCGACCCGCCAAAGAUCAGGUGUCCUCCGUCCAGACUUAAGGCCGCCGAGCCUGGAAAACUCACUGCUGUGGUGACCUGGGAUCCCCCCGCUGCUACAGAUACCGCAGAUAAAUCACUCAAUGUGAAAUUGGUGGGCCAGGAACCAGGCACCGACUUUAGCGAGGGAGCGAGCAUCAUACAAUACAAAGUGUACGAUCAAGCCAGAAACAGAGCGGCCUGCAAGUUCAUCGUGCGCGUUGAGGUGAGAAGGUGCCCGGAGCUGGCUGCGCCUCAGCACGGCUUCCUCACCUGCUCCUCUGACGGGAAUAACUACGGCGCGGCAUGUGAACACCACUGCGAGGGAGGAUAUGAACGGAGGGGCCCGUCUAGUCGCGUCUGCCAGUUCAACCGCAGCUGGGCGGGAAACGCCGCCGAGUGUGUUCCAAUGGAGAUUAAAUCAGACGUAAAGACGGCUUCCGAUCUCCUGGAUCAGUUCUAUGAAAAGAGGAGGCUGCUGAUCGUGUCUGCGCCCAACGUGUCGGACCCGGACUAUCAGCUGCAGAACACCAUGAUACAAAGAUCCGACUGUGGAUUAGAUCUGCGCCGUGUCACCGUCAUCGAGCUGCUGGGCUCCCCACCCCAAGAGACGGGACGCAUUAAAGACGGUCUGCUCAGCUCUGAAGCCAUCCAAGGGUUGAGGCAAGUGUUCAGGAUCUCCAGCUUCUACUUCAGCAUGUUGCUGCUGGACGAGCUCGGGCUGGACAGAGAACGCUUCAUCACGCCGCAGGCGUCCCAUGAGCUGUUCCACUACAUCGACAGCUUCCUGCUGGACGAAGAGGAGCGAGGGAGACUUGCGCGCCAGAGGGAACUCUGCGACUGAUUCAAUAAACCUCCCCUGGUUGCCACGGCGAUAAACUCAUCAGGUUCACUAAACACGUGGGGGAGGAGGACGACGACAAACGACCCCCACACCAGGUCCAGAGGGACAUUAGGAGGGGAAGGAGGCAGUGAAAUGCAAUCACUUAACACUGAAGGUUUAGCAACUGUUUUCUCUCAAAGAAUACAGAAAAUGGACGUCACAGCUGCACAAAAGUAAAAUGCAUGAUCAGAAAAUUGAAUAUAUGUUUAACCGAAGACCAUGAGGUUGGAUACAUGAUGUGCAUUAGUAGAUCUGAUAUUCAAUGACAGACUACCGUGGAAGCUCUUCAAUGUUUUUAAAUCCAGCUGGUUUGGACAAAAAAAAGUUUUUGACUUUAGUACAAUUUUUAUUGGGUGAACAGAACAUUAAUAGAAACCUUGAGGUACAUGCGACUGAUCACACUUAAGAGUUAGAAAUCUACAUAUAAAUCAGCAAAUAGACAGAUUUAAUCAUUUAAAAUAAGUCUUUUCUUGUAACUAAUAUAAAUAAAAUGCUUACAGAAUGGUG
Messenger RNA from Pungitius pungitius (ninespine stickleback), 2168 nucleotides. RefSeq names its product sushi-repeat containing protein X-linked 2 (gene srpx2). Gene Ontology annotation, biological process: positive regulation of synapse assembly; positive regulation of cell migration involved in sprouting angiogenesis; cell-cell adhesion. Gene Ontology annotation, molecular function: signaling receptor binding. NCBI's taxonomy places the organism in Eukaryota, Metazoa, Chordata, Actinopteri, Perciformes, Gasterosteidae. Bases 216 to 1622 code for a protein of 468 amino acids. The record is from RefSeq and is a predicted model, not a curated record. The transcript is spliced from 11 exons.